AUGGCGGGAUGCAUGAAAAUGUUGAACGGCUGUGUGUCGACAGGAACUAAAUUACUUCUUUUCACGGUGCUUUUAAUUUGUGCUCCUCGGUCCUCACACCAGAGUACUGGUAACACACCUCCAAUAACUGAUCUGGAAGAUGGAAAGGAGUACGUCAUGUCGGGGUCUAACCGGUUCUGCUACAGGAACAGUGUAGUGCCAACCUGGAGACAAACCUGGACAAGAAUUCAGGUGAAAGUGUGGAGUUCAAACGUAUUUAAGGUCGACACUGUGGAGGGUGAGGAGGAGCUGCAGGACCUGGAGCGCUUCACUUUCUGGAGCUGGUUUCAGAGUUUGUUACGUGAACGACACAAUGAAACGACCGUUAACAUCAACCUGUUCAGCAAAAAGACCUGCUUCAAGAUCGACCCCACUGGCAACGCCAAGUACACCGUCAAACCUUUUCGCAAGUUUGAUAUCUACCUGUUUUUGGUGUUCUUCUCUGGGGCUUUGCUGUUUGUCUUUGCAGACUCUCUUAGCAGGAGUCCAGCUUUCUUCUACUCUGCUGGGAUGAGUACGGGCAUGGUCGCCUCUCUCAUCAUUCUUGUUUUCAUUCUGGCACGCUUCAUGCCAAAGAAAAGCCCCUUUUAUUUAGUUGUAGUUGGCGGCUGGUCGUUCUGCUUGUACACCAUCCAGCUGGUCUUCAGGAACCUCAAAGUAAUCCUACAGGAGCACUGGCACAUGGCGUUAGGUUAUGUAACCGUGGUGGGGUUCAUCAGUUUUGCGGUCUGUUAUCGUUACGGUCCUCUGGUGGAUGAGAAAAGCAUCAACAUCCUGUCAUGGACGCUGCAGCUGUUCGGACUCCUCCUCAUUUACUUGGGAAUGCAGAUUCAGCAAGUUGCCUUUGCUGUCAUUGUGGCAGCUUUGUUCUCCAAAAACCUGGAGUACCCGGUCUCUCUGGCAGUGGCGGCGUGGAGGAAAAUGAUGCGGCAGAUUUACUGGAAGCCAUUACCACGUCGCCUGCUGACUGAGGAGGAGUAUCAGAAGGAGGGGGAGGAGGAAACUUGCCGGGCUCUGGACGAGCUGAGGAAAUACUGCACCAGUCCAGAGUUCAGCCCCUGGAGGGCAGUGUCCAGGCUCCAGUCUCCAAAAAGGUUUGCUGAUUUUAUCGAAGGAUCGCCUCACCUGAUGCCAAACGAGGUGUCUGUUCACGCUCAGGAGUACGACCUCGCAGGAACUCUGUUCGAGGACGAGUCUUUUGGCACCGAUGAUGAGGAAGAGGACGUCAAACCAGAGUGAGACGUCGGAGAGCGAGAGUUGGGUCAAAAUCAAACAUUAAUGCCUUUCAGAAAGGUGAUGGAAGAUCUCCGUGGCUGUCUGGACCAGACGUUGGGACUAACAUG
Messenger RNA from Nematolebias whitei (Rio pearlfish), 1382 nucleotides. RefSeq names its product nuclear envelope integral membrane protein 1 (gene nemp1). Bases 1 to 1278 code for a protein of 425 amino acids. The transcript has 9 exons. Lineage: Eukaryota; Metazoa; Chordata; Actinopteri; Cyprinodontiformes; Rivulidae. Gene Ontology annotation, cellular component: nuclear envelope. The record is from RefSeq and is a predicted model, not a curated record.